Molecule: messenger RNA, 591 nt
Organism: Lampris incognitus (smalleye Pacific opah)
Lineage: Eukaryota; Metazoa; Chordata; Actinopteri; Lampriformes; Lampridae
Gene: cdca9
Product: cell division cycle associated 9
Exons: 2
Source: RefSeq, a predicted model, not a curated record
AUGCUGCAGAAACACGCAAAAAACUCAGUCCUCUCCAAAAAUGCACUGACCAAAGAACAAGUCAGCGUGAACCCCCGGCAAAACAGAUGCACUCUGUUCAUCCAGCAGUUUAACAAAGAAGCUCAAGAAGGAGCAAAUGAGAUGGAGGCCAGGAUGGAGAACAUGUUGGCGAUGGUGGAUUAGGUUUUCAAAGUGGAACUAUUGGAGAUGCCACCUUCUCUGCAAAACACACGCAUGGGGGAAAUAAUAAUCAUUACUUUAGCCAGUGACGUCUCCAUAGCCAUGAAUAGGGAGACCCGUGACAUAUAUCAACCCCUGAGGAGGGUGCCCAGUAGAAAAGAGAAACUAUCUGAUGAUGCACUCACAACAGCACUGAAAGUCUCUUCUGGUGAUCUGUCCUGCUCCGUGGCUGGAUGUGCUCCACAUGUCACUAUAACCACAUCUGAGGGACAGAUGUUCUGCUUUUCUGAGGAGACCAACGAUAACAUUGACUUCAAACUGCUGGAUGGUGUUGCCUUUCACCAGAUCCAGGAGCUCAUGAGGCUGAUGGAUUAUCUCACCAGCAAGGCCAAAGUCAACGGUGAAGAAUAA